AUGAAAGUUGUUCCCCCGUUACGGCCCCGAGUCCCGGUGGCUGCUUGCUGGCAGCAGAGAGGCAGGGGUGCGAAGAAUCUGCCGGAUGAUUUGCUGCCAAUUCCACAGGUACACAAUGUAGCAGAGAAGAAUUCAGGAAAGCGGAGUACAUCGACAGAAGAGAACACCAUGAAGAAGAAGAAGAAGAAGAACAAGAACAACAAUGCAAAGGGAGUAACUGCACCCUCUAAUAGUGUAAGUACCCAGAAAAAGGAUAACCAUCGACCUCGAACAGAUAAAGUACAUGACAUGACUAAAGAUGCCACCUCACAGUCCUCUCACAACACAAGGAAAUCUGGUGUGCUGAACAUCGGAACCUGGAAUGUGAGAACACUGAAGAAAGCAGGGCACUGGGAUAUACUCCUCGAAGAAGCUCGGAGAUUUGACCUGGAUAUUCUAGGUUUGUGUGAGACACACCUGACUGGCAGAGAGACGCUUAUAAACAAAGAGGAGUACUCAAUCCUUUUAUCAAGCAGGAAAGAUAACACGAGUCGGGAGGGAGUCGGCAUCAUGAUUUCCCAGCAAAUCCUGCAUUGCUUGGUGAGCUACGAAGCAGUCUCACCGAGGAUCAUCACAGCGAAAUUCAACAUGGAAGAAGAGAUCAUGAAUAUCAUCCAGGUUUACGCCCCUACAUCUGCACAUAGUGAACAAGAAAGUGACCUUUUCUAUGAUGCACUCCAGUUGCAUAUCCAGAAGGUACCUAGGAAGGAGAAUAUAAUUGUCAUGGGUGACCUUAAUGCGAAAGUAGGAGCAGACCAUGGAGUAUGGGCACCAACUUUGGGCAAGUUUGGAUUAGGUCAGAUCAACAGAAGAGGGGAGAAACUUCUUGAGUUCUGCAUGUUACACGGAAUGGCAGUGUGUAACACCUACUUCCAACACAAAGAAUGUAGAAGGGCAACAUGGACAUCCCCAGGUGGGCAUUACAGAAACCAGAUAGACUUCAUUAUUACCAAAUUAGGAAAUAUAAAGACGUUCCAGAACUGCAGAUCGUACUGCUCAGCUGACAUUGGGUCAGACCACAAUCUAGUACUGGCUAAUGUGAAGUUCUCACCCACAAAGACCAAGCGAAUGAAGAGCCUCCCGAAAACCUAUGACGUGGGCAGAUUUAAUGACUCUAACAUUGUAGAAACAUUCAAAGCCAGGAUUGGAGGUGCCUUUGAACCACUACUUCAGCUCCCAGACACAGAUGUUGAUGAGCUGUGGAAGAAAUUCAGAGAUACAACCAAUAAUAUCUCAGAGGAAAUUGUAGGCUUCAAAAGGUCGAGACAAGUUAAAGGUCUCCCAGAGGAGGUUUGUAAGGCCUGUGAACAAAGGAGGAAAGCCAGAAUCCUCAUGAUGAACAAUCCCUCGGACUGCAACAAGAAAAGCUACACAAAACUGAAUAAAGCAGUUAAGUAUGAAGUGAAGAAGUGGAAGAAGAAAAUUCUUGACACGGAGGUGGAAGAGAUGGAAUUAGCUCACGCGAAGAACAACAGCCAUUAG
Strongylocentrotus purpuratus (purple sea urchin) is the source of this 1521-nucleotide messenger RNA. RefSeq names its product craniofacial development protein 2-like. The record is from RefSeq and is a predicted model, not a curated record. Gene Ontology annotation, cellular component: nucleus. The coding region runs from base 1 to 1521 and encodes 506 amino acids. Gene Ontology annotation, biological process: chromatin remodeling. Gene Ontology annotation, molecular function: catalytic activity. The transcript has a single exon. Lineage: Eukaryota; Metazoa; Echinodermata; Echinoidea; Camarodonta; Strongylocentrotidae.